AUGUCCAGGCCCGCCGGAGAAGACCCGCCCGGCCCGCACCCCAUUUACCGCGGGGUCCGCCGGAGAAAAUCGAGCGGGAAGUGGGUCUCCGAGAUCCGCGAGCCGCGGACCCCAAACCGGAUCUGGCUCGGCACCUUCCCCACGCCGGAGAUGGCCGCCGCCGCCUACGACGUGGCGGCCCUCGCCCUCAAGGGCCGCGACGCCGACCUCAACUUCCCUGGUUGGGCCCCGUCCCUCCCCGUCCCGGCCUCCAACUCCCCACGAGAUAUCCAGGCGGCCGCUGCCAGCGCAGCCGCCGCCGCCGGGGCCGCCGGAGACGCACUCCUUGCGGCGGCGCCGCCGCCUCCGCCGCCGUUCGUGGACGAGGAUUUGAUAUUCGACAUGCCGAAUGUGCUGGUGAACAUGGCGGAGGGGAUGAUGAUCAGCCCGCCCAGGCUUGCUCCGGCGGACUCCGACGAGUACUCGGAGAAUGUGAACCUCUGGAAUUACACAUAA
Molecule: messenger RNA, 495 nt
Organism: Striga asiatica
Lineage: Eukaryota; Viridiplantae; Streptophyta; Magnoliopsida; Lamiales; Orobanchaceae
Source: the annotation of a GenBank genome assembly